AGAAGUGUCAUUUGCAUUUUGCAUCACGUUCAGUAAAUCUUUGACUCGCAGCGUGUUAAAUCGUGAAAAGAGUUUUUUUAACGUGUUAUAAGUUCUGAAAAUGCCUCGACGAGGUCGUUCAGCGAGCCCACCACCAGCACCACGACGUGCUGCACCACCACCGAGCAAUGUCCCGGCCCAUGCUCCACCCUCGACGCCUGCCCCCAUGGGCGCUCAGCCCCAGCAGCCUUCCCUGUUCGGUCAGAUGGCCGCUACCGCUGGUGGAGUAGCCGUAGGAUCGGCAGUUGGUCACAUGGCUGGCAGCGCUUUAACUGGUAUGUUCAGUGGUGGCAGCAGCGAGCCGGCACCACAGCAGCAGGCGGCCCCACCCCAGGCCACCUACAACCAGCUGCAGGGCCAGCCCCCCACUGGCCCGUGCGCAUGGGAGAUCAAGCAGUUCCUUGAGUGCGCCCAGCAGCAGCAUGAUCUCUCCCUAUGCGAGGGAUUCAACGAAGCCCUCCGCCAAUGCAAAGUCACCAACCGCAUCUAAAGUGUUGCCAAUAUUCCAAUUUAAUUUUUCCAUUAUAUGUUUAAAUAUUUUUCUUUUUAUUUCAGUUAAUUCAUGAAUAUUUAUGAAUAUUAUAUUUUGACGUAAUUUCAGUUUCUGUACAUAGUACAAUGUUUAGAUGUAUCUAGUAUUAAUUAAUUAUGUUAAAUUAUGACGUAAUAUAGCCUGAUGUUAUUUUGUUUAGUAAAUCAAUAAAAAAACAUGGAAAAACACCAA
This is a messenger RNA of Aricia agestis (brown argus), 763 nucleotides long. RefSeq names its product coiled-coil-helix-coiled-coil-helix domain-containing protein 10, mitochondrial (gene Chchd2). The transcript has 3 exons. Bases 101 to 529 code for a protein of 142 amino acids. Gene Ontology annotation, cellular component: mitochondrion; nucleus. The record is from RefSeq and is a predicted model, not a curated record. Gene Ontology annotation, biological process: mitochondrion organization. Lineage: Eukaryota; Metazoa; Arthropoda; Insecta; Lepidoptera; Lycaenidae.